AUAAAAAUAAAUACAAAUUUAAAAUUUUGUACUAUUUCACAGUAUUCAGUAGUUUCUUUUGUUGUGGUAUUUUUGGUAUACCGUAUUUUUUUUUUGUAUUUAUAAAAAUUUUACUUACCUAUCAUGGACUAUUUGCUCGAUUUGGUUCUCCAAUACCCCCUCAUUAAGUUGAAAGCAAUAGAAAAAAGUGAUAAAGUGCUGAUCAGAGGAAAAAUGUUAGUAAAGAAUAAAGAUAUUUUUAUUGCUCUAAAACAAACCGCCAUCAUCAAUGGGAGAUCCAAAUACAAACUAAUCAAGCUGGAUGAAGAUUUCAAUGAGUCUACAGCGAUUCAAAUUAAACAAAUCUUGGAAAAAGAAAGCUUUCAAAAUGUUUUGGAAGUUUUGAAUAAAAUACACAAACAUUUGGAAACGGAAAAACCGCUGAUUAACCUGGAAAACCACUGUGAAAUUUACAGGAAAGUCAUACAUGAAUAUUCUGAGUUUACAAAGUUUUUUUUACAUUUGAAAACUUCUAAAUUAUUGCAGGACUUAUCAGCUAUUACGGCGUCUAUAACAGAUAGCAAUUACAGAGAACACUCGGUUAAAAUCACUGUUGACUUCACUCAAAAAACAUCAGACAUUUUUGAAAUUUCAGAAUUUGACCUGCCUCAAAGGAUUCAAGAUACUUUCAAACCAAAUGAAAAUCUCAUAGUACUUUUCGAUCAGUUCCUCGCUCGUAUUGAACGGCUACAACCAUAUUUUGAUUUAAUGGAAGAAUUCGAUAGAAAUACCACCGUUUUGGAUCCAGAAAAACCAAAGAGAAGCGAUUCACAUAGACGAAUAUGGCUGGGAGAAAAUAUUUCGACUAUAAUCACCAUAGACCCUUACAACGUUUUCCAAAGACCCAAUUUCAAAUUUUUGGGUCCCGAAUACUUGGUUGAAUCCUAUAGUAAUCAUUUGAAUAAUAAUCUUGGAAAUUGGGUGUGCCAGGAGAAUAUUUUUCAAGGCAUUUUAGAUUUGUUAGGUUUAGAAGAUUUUCCGAAAAGGCCAACAACUAAAAACCAACAUAAUUUGCUUGUAGAUUAUGGAGAAUGUAGCAUUUGUUUUUCGUUGAGGUUAAAUGAAAAGUUGCCUGAGGUUAUUUGUACCAACAAAAGAUGUGAGAAAUUUUAUCAUAACGAGUGUCUUUAUGGUUGGUUUGUUGCCUCAAAUGCCAAAAUAGUGUUUAACGCUAUUUCAGGAAAUUGUCCUAACUGUGAAAAAACUAUCAGUUGCCCUGUUUUAGAAUAGAAAUUUAGUUAAAUCAUCCUGUUUUUGUUAAUUAUGUAUAGGUACCUAGUUUAUCGACUACAACAGUCAAGUAUUAUUAACUCUAUAUUUUUGUAACAAAAUAAAGAUCCAAAGUUUGUAAAAUAUUUUUAUUUUCCAAAAAAUUGUUUGACACUUGUUAUUUUUAGGUAUAGAAUAUAUCACGAACCAAAUUUUUCAAUCAGUGGUUAUUGAAAAAUAGGUAAAACUAUAACAAACUCGAUAAUUAACUAGUUGCGCAUAUAUACAUACAUAUAACACACUAAACUAUUUAUAUAAAUUCAGCAUCUAAAUCGUUAACCAAACAAUUAAAUUUUGAAUUUUUCUCUAAAUGGUAAAUUGCAGAUUUUGCCUAAAGGUAUGUGUUAAUACACUAAGCCUAGCUAAAUUCUCAAAAUGUGAACCUAACUAGUUAAUUUACUUUCAACUAAUCCCCUAUAAGAAUAAUUAGUUAGGUCGGUAACUCAAAAAUAAAAUAACAUCAAUGUUUGAUGAAUGUUAGUACAAAGUUCGUCUGCAAUAAUGUACUAGUACUAUGGUUAGAACACAAGUCUUAGACUAAAAUACCAGAAAUAUAUGGACGUUUUUCAUUUAUCAAUAAUUUAAAUAUGUAUCAAUAGAAAUAUUUUCAACCUAGUGACUGAUUAAUACUUGGAAAAAGCAUUUAUUUGGUCUUAGCAAAUUUUUUGUACUUAACAAAGGGACCUAAACUACAGAAUAAUUUAAAGGAUAUUUUAUAUCUGUAGUCUCAUAUUAUGAAAAAAUCACAGCAUUAUUAUCUACUUGUCAUAUGUAUAUGAAAAAUUCUAUAAGUUUCUAUAACAAAUAAGUAAAUAUACACCUAUUACAGUUUGUAAAUGGCCAGAUAGAAAUUUUCCAUAUGGAAAAAUCAAAAAAAUAUUCAAAACCUAAAAUACAGGUAUUUGUGCAUGGUGCGUAUGAGAUAAAUCAUCAUCAAGUGUCAGCAAAACCAUAAAAGUAAAGAACAUACCGAUAGCGCUCAAAAAGUGCCAAAUGUCGUGGUAAUCGUAGAAUCUGAGCAAUUUGCAUUCCAUAUUAUAUGUGCAUGAUUAAUGAGAUACUUACAGACCAAGAUAUUGCCUUUUGUAAAAAGAAAUACAUGGCAGUCACUGCACAAACAGUAGAUACAAACAGGAAGAGCCAAGUUAGAAUCCUCACCCUUUCGGUGUGUAAAUACUACAAAGGAAUGCAUUAUUUAAAUACUAUUUUUCACACUUAUUCAUGAAUUUUAUCAUUCAUUAGAACUACAUAAAUAAAAGAUUUAUGUAUUUUAUUUCAAGAAACAGGAAAAUUAUUAUAAUCACAGUAUGUAUUGAAUUUGCAAUUACAGACGCUAUGUGUACCUACUUACCUUCAUAAAAAUAUAAAAAAAGAAAUACAACAAUGUAUUGGACAUGAAAAUCAAAAGUAGAAAAACUGCAAAGUUUUUGGGAUGAUAAAUCAGAGCGUAGGUUGCCAAACCCCAAUUGAAUAAAUUACCUAUUAGUAAUAUAGCAAAACGAGCUGAAAAUAAAAGAAAAAUUUAUAUAAUAAAACAUAUUUGAAUCGUCUGAACAAAUUUCAUCACCUUUAUAACAAGGUUGUAAGAUGUUGAGCGGGCCUGACCAAAAAUCGUGCCUCAGUAUGUGACCUAUUCUUUGCAUGGCAGCAUAAUCUAAAAAUAAAAACGAAUUAUAAUUGAAAUUGAAACUUAGUAAUCA
Molecule: messenger RNA, 3008 nt
Organism: Ceutorhynchus assimilis (cabbage seed weevil)
Lineage: Eukaryota; Metazoa; Arthropoda; Insecta; Coleoptera; Curculionidae
Source: the annotation of a GenBank genome assembly